Messenger RNA from Sebastes umbrosus (honeycomb rockfish), 2466 nucleotides. It is a transcript of the gene prkaa2, whose product is annotated as protein kinase, AMP-activated, alpha 2 catalytic subunit. Lineage: Eukaryota; Metazoa; Chordata; Actinopteri; Perciformes; Sebastidae. The transcript is spliced from 10 exons. Gene Ontology annotation, biological process: protein phosphorylation; intracellular signal transduction. The record is from RefSeq and is a predicted model, not a curated record. Gene Ontology annotation, molecular function: ATP binding; protein serine/threonine kinase activity. Gene Ontology annotation, cellular component: cytoplasm. Bases 270 to 1943 code for a protein of 557 amino acids.
AGAGGUCGUUAGGCACUUGUAGGGAUACUCACGGUUAUACCACACCGGCUGCUUUACGCCAGAUAACAUAUAGUACAUAUUACACAGUAUUACAUAUUUAAUAUUCACCAUAAACCUGACAUUUAACGGGUCUAGUAGUCGUCGGUGCUUCUUCUCUCCUACUAGCUGUGAGGUGCCCCGCCCCUCCGUGAGCUCCAUAUGCAGCCAGCGACACACCGCACCGCCACCGAGCCUCUUACAGCCGUCGGUAACCGUCGGUAACGGAGAAGAUGGCAGAGCGGCAACAACAGAAACACGAAGGCAGGGUAAAGAUCGGCCAUUACAUCCUCGGAGACACGCUCGGAGUGGGAACAUUCGGCAAAGUGAAGAUUGGCGAGCAUCAGUUGACGGGUCAUAAAGUGGCAGUAAAGAUCCUAAACAGACAGCGGAUCCGCAGCCUCGAUGUCGUCGGGAAAAUCAAACGAGAGAUCCAGAACCUCAAACUGUUCAGACAUCCGCACAUCAUCAAGCUGUACCAGGUGAUAAGUACACCCACAGAUUUCUUCAUGGUCAUGGAGUACGUGUCUGGAGGGGAGCUGUUUGACUACAUCUGCAAACAUGGACGGGUGGAGGACAAAGAAGCUCGCCGUCUUUUCCAGCAGAUUAUCUCAGCUGUGGACUACUGCCACCGGCACAUGGUGGUCCACCGAGACCUCAAACCAGAGAACGUCCUGCUGGAUUUCAACAAGAACGCCAAGAUAGCCGACUUCGGUCUGUCAAACAUGAUGUCAGAUGGGGAGUUCCUACGGACGAGCUGUGGCUCACCCAACUAUGCAGCCCCAGAGGUCAUCUCCGGAAGGCUCUAUGCAGGCCCAGAGGUGGACAUCUGGAGCUGUGGGGUGAUCCUGUACGCCCUGCUGUGCGGCACGCUGCCCUUUGACGACGAGCACGUCCCCACGCUGUUCAAGAAGAUCAGAGGAGGCGUUUUCUACAUCCCCGAGUAUCUGAAUCGCUCCGUGGCCUCGCUGCUCAUGCUCAUGCUGCAGGUGGACCCUCUGAAGAGAGCCACCAUCAAAGACAUCAGGGAAGACGAGUGGUUUAAGCAGGACCUGCCAGGCUACCUGUUCCCUGAGGACCCCUCGUACGAUGCUUCGGUCCUGGACGAGGAGGCCGUCAGGGAAGUGUGUGAGAAGUUUGAGUGCACCGAGUCCGAGUUUGUGUCCAGCCUUUACAGCGGGGAUCCACAGGAUCAUCUGGCAGUAGCCUAUCACCUUAUAAUAGACAACCGGCGCAUCAUGACUCAGGCCAGCGAGUUCUACUUGGCCUCCAGUCCACCCCAGGGCUCCUUCAUAGAAGAGGGCAUGCCGCUGCCCCCCGGGGUCAAACCCCACCCAGAGAGGAUGCCUCCGCUGCUGGCCGACAGCCCCAAGUCCCGCUGUCCUCUGGACGCCCUCAACACCACCCGGCACAAACCCCUGACAGUGAAGAAGGCCAAGUGGCACCUCGGGAUCAGGAGUCAGAGCCGACCCUAUGACAUUAUGGCUGAAGUGUACAGGGCCAUGAGACAGCUGAGCUUUGACUGGAAGGUGGUGAACCCGUACCACCUGCGAGUGCGGAGGAAGAACCCAGUGACGGGAAACUUGGUGAAAAUGAGCCUGCAGCUGUACCAGGUGGACAACAGAUCCUACCUCCUCGACUUCAAGAGCAUCGAUGAUGACAUCAUCGAGGCGGCGGGCAUUAAAUCGGGUUCGUCCACUCCUCAGAGGUCGGGCUCCACUGCUGGUCUCCACAGACCCAGACUGAGCAUCGACUCUGCGAGCCUGGCGGUGGAUAUGCCCCAGCUCAGCUCCUCUCUCCCGGGGUCCCUGUCCGGUAGCACCCCUCUACUCACCCCCCGUCAGGGAUCUCACACCAUGGACUUCUUUGAGAUGUGCGCUAGUCUGAUCACCACACUGGCUCGUUGAGACCUGACGACUCCUCGCUCCGCUGUAACCUGGAUGUCAGCGGGGGGUUUUAAAGCCAGAUCCGGGAUGUUCAGAGUGACUUCCUCUCUCUGUCUCCUCUCCAUCUCUGAAAGCAAUCCCUUUCACCUCAGAUUAAGGAGACGCAGAGAGGAAUCCUUUUUCAGAAAUCAGCUUCUUCUUUUCUUAUUUUGACACAGUCCUUGGGUCAGAGUUUUUGGAGUUUAAACAUCAGGCCACAGCUCAUGAAAACUGAUCCUGGGACUGGAAUCUGAACCAGCGGAGCGAGGUGAGAGGCAAUAUGUCGGCAAAGGUCAAGUUCACCGUCACUCCUCCCACAAAUACCCUCAAUCUAUUAUCAACUGCUGAAAUGUCGUCACCCACCAUAACACUUAAUGGCGGGAAAUCCUGCUGAGUUUGCCCCAGACACUGAUCGGAGGUCAGUUUUGCUUCUUGUCUUAUAUUUUCACGAAGGCACUGGUUGUUAAACUUGACAUUAAAUCUGUGUUCUGAGGGAACGUCGACA